UCAAACGAGUUGCGUCCGCGCACGGUUUGUGUUGUGUGUGAAUAUGCAGUGAGUGAGGACAGCUCAGGCGAUAUGAGGCUGUCACUGCACAUCGCGGUGGUCCUGUUCGCGGUGUACCAAACCUGCAGAGCGGACCGACUAUACCGUGCUAUCCCAAGCAAUCCAAAUCAAAACUAUGCUGUCCUAGGUUCACCUAUAUCGGCGGAUUUAAAUGAGGAUGGAUACUUUUACCCUAAACCGAAAAUACCAUUCCCGCCGCCACCACCAGUAACUAGACCGCCACCACCACCACCAACAAGACCACCACCUCCGCCACCACCAUCAACAACUCGGCCACCACCUCCACCACCUCCACCUCCUACAAGGCCACCUCCACCACCACCAACUCGGCCACCUACUACGGAGAACGGAUAUGUCUAUGAAAAGCCUCGUAUACCUUUCCCACCUCCGCCAAAAUCAACACUACCACCGCCACCACCACCCCCACCUACAACUAGACCUCCACCCCCUCCUCCUCCACCAACUACUAGACCUCCUCCACCACCACCUCCUCCUACUACUAGACCUCCACCACCACCAACAACUAGACCACCCCCACCACCACCUACUAGACCUCCACCGUCAACAAGUGGAUACUAUUACAGCACUCCGAGAGUGCCAUUCCCUCCUUCAACAAGACCGCCACCGCCGCCUACUCCAAGAACAAGACCGCCUCCUCCACCAACUCAGCCACCUACUUAUUUACCACCUGUUACAACUAGACCUCCACCACCUCCUCCACCACCAACAACUAGACCACCACCACCUCCACCCCCACCAACGACAAAACCUCCACCGCCUCCUCCACCGCCAACAACCAGACGGCCACCAACAACUACGACUAGGGCACCAACAUACAGCACUAUAUUAGACAACUUCAGAACAACUGGCUAUGAAUAUCCAACUCCUAAAGUUCCGUUUACAUUUCCAACCAGACCCCCCCCACCUCCAACUACGCAGAAAACUAUAACAUAUUUGCCACCAACACGGCCCACAACAAGACCACCACCCCCACCCACUCGUCCAGCAACUUAUUUACCGCCGCCGACGACAAGAAGACCUCCGCCACCUACACAACCUCCAACAAGGCCACCACCUCCACCCACUCGUCCAGCAACUUAUUUACCGCCGCCGACGACGAGAAGACCUCCGCCUCCUACACAACCUCCAACGAGACCACCUCCACCACCAACACGUCCAGCAACUUAUUUACCACCACCUACUACAAGAAGAACUCCGCCACCUACACAACCUCCAACGAGACCACCUCCACCACCCACACGUCCAGCAACUUAUUUACCACCACCUACUACAAGAAGAACUCCGCCACCUACCCAACCUCCAACAACACGACCGCCGCCACCAACGCGUCCGUCAACAUACUUACCACCUCCAACCACGAGAAGGAUUCCUCCCACACGACCAACGACACGACCACCGCCACCCACAACUACUAGACCGCCAACAUACUCGACAAUAAUACCUGAAUUUAGAACUACUGGAUACGAUUACCCAACUCCAAAGAUACCGUUUACUGUACCAACGAGACCACCUACAAUUCGCACGCCACCUGUUUACAUUCCUCCAUCAACUACAAGAGCUCCUCCUGUGUAUUUACCACCUUCUACCACUCGAGCUCCACCUGUGUAUAUACCGCCUUCGACAACUCGAGCUCCACCAGUUUAUAUUCCACCUUCAACAACAAGGGCUCCUCCCGUGUAUAUACCGCCGUCUACAACUCGAGCUCCUCCAGUUUACAUACCUCCAUCAACUACACGAGCUCCCCCUGUAUAUUUACCACCUUCUACUACCCGAGCUCCUCCAGUUUACAUCCCACCCUCAACUACAAGGGCCCCUCCAGUUUAUAUACCCCCUUCGACUACAAGGGCUCCUCCAGUGUACAUACCGCCUUCUACUACGAGGGUUCCAUACACGACACGGCCGCCAUUCGUGCCCGACCAAGGAUACUUCUACGACAAACCUUCAGUACCUUUUGUGUUCUAACCUAGUGUAAAAAUGUUAUUAAGAUGCCAUAACUAUUAAAUAUUAUUAUUGUGAUACCAAACUGAGUGCUGAGCGCAACAUAUUGAUUGUUGUUGUUGUUUUCAUGUACGUUAAUGUUGAUGUAUUGAUUUGUUAAAUCUAAUACUAAAGUUAAAAGGGAUAUUGUUGCGAAAUUUAUUUAAACCAAUGUCGCACUCUUGCUUUGUAAAUGUA
Molecule: messenger RNA, 2256 nt
Organism: Vanessa atalanta (red admiral)
Lineage: Eukaryota; Metazoa; Arthropoda; Insecta; Lepidoptera; Nymphalidae
Product: extensin
Exons: 2
Coding region: 73-2043 (656 amino acids)
Source: RefSeq, a predicted model, not a curated record